This is a messenger RNA of Humulus lupulus (European hop), 796 nucleotides long. RefSeq lists its product as uncharacterized. The record is from RefSeq and is a predicted model, not a curated record. The transcript has 2 exons. The coding region runs from base 212 to 556 and encodes 114 amino acids. Lineage: Eukaryota; Viridiplantae; Streptophyta; Magnoliopsida; Rosales; Cannabaceae.
AACCAUUUCGGCAAAUUCCUCCUUAUAUAAAAUCCCAAAUAUAAAUGUAAAAAGAAGCAUGGCCAUUGGCAUUCUUACAGAUAAAGUCGAAAACACCUCUCUAUUCAACUCCGUAACUCUCGGUCGGCGCUAAUCCCUCUCUCGCUCUUUAUUUAGCAGCGAAGAAAACUGUAGGGAAUCAGAGUACCUCGCAAAUAAAUUUAGAUGGUGUAUGGACAUGAGUGGCCUGUUUAAAGUAUUCUCUUGCAAGUUGUGCUGCAUUGUUUAUCUCCGACUAACAGUAUGUGCUUGGAUUUUGGGGAGCAGGCCCAUGGGAAACACGGGAAACAAACCAGCGAAGCAAGAGCCCGAAGAGAUUUUCUUGAAGAUCGUACCUCCAUUAGACCAUGCCUAUGUCAGGUGGCUUACUCGGGAUCUCGAGAGGACUCAUGGCUUCACUCCAGCAAAGCCUCGUGCGGUAAAGCCUCCAGAUCAUUAUAUAGAGUACAUGCAGUUGAAUGGAUGGUUAGAUGUGAACCUGGAUGAUCCUGACGUAGCACACUUGCUCAAAAAGUAGAUGAUAUGAUCAUGUGGAUUCCUCUUCUUUGAAUAUGGAAAAUAUAUUAUGAAUUGUUCAUAGAAUCUUUUAGAUAACACUACUGGCUCUAAAGCAUAGUAUUGAUCAUGUUAUUUAUCAUUAAUUUAUUCUACAGGAAUACUUGGCAAGUCUUAAUUACCAAAAGAUCUUGUUUGUUCACUUUUCUUCUUGACUGUUAACAACAGAAGUUAAGUUGCACUAAAAGAUUCUUUUACCUUA